Messenger RNA from Malassezia globosa CBS 7966, 3582 nucleotides. RefSeq lists its product as uncharacterized. The coding region runs from base 1 to 3582 and encodes 1193 amino acids. The record is from RefSeq and is a predicted model, not a curated record. Gene Ontology annotation, biological process: negative regulation of toll-like receptor 9 signaling pathway; apoptotic process. Lineage: Eukaryota; Fungi; Basidiomycota; Malasseziomycetes; Malasseziales; Malasseziaceae. The transcript has a single exon.
AUGACGCCACAUGACAUGUUCUCAUCGGCAGACGACCCAGAUGAUGACUGGACUGACUCGGAGCCGGACACGGGUGUGCCUCAUGUCGCUGCGAUGUCCACGCAUUUUCCCGACGCUCGCGCCCACUCGCGCGACACGCGGGAUACUCAUGGUCCAUCGGAGCGCUCGUUCUUGUCGGAGUACGAGCGGCGCAAUUACGACAGCCAAACGUUGGUCGAUGACGUGCAGGAUGCAUACCCUACACCGAUACGACGGGUUCCCCUUCCGACGGUCUCGGACGAGCAGGAUGUCGACGCACCCAAGACAGUGCCAUCGGCGCCUCGUGUGAGGACAGCAAUGCAGGAGGCCAUGAGCGGCGAGACAAAGCAUGUGCCUGUUGAAGAAGAAGAAGAAGUGCCCGUGGUCCAUGCGACAGCUUCGGCGAUGGAGCGACUAGUUGACUCAUCGCCUGAGGAGCCCAUACCCCCAGUCCACGACCGCGUGACGCAAGAGCCACCCGAGCGCGAGCACCGCCAUCAGCAUCCGAUGCAUCGGAAAAAAGGCAAGAGCACCGACGCGGCUCAUGGUCUCGGUUCCGAUGGCGAAGCAAUGAAGAAAAAGAAAAAGAAGAAGAAAGACCAAGAUGGCGACAAGCGCGAGCCCAGCCGCAGACGGAAGAAGCGCUUCGAUGAUACAGUAGCGCAUGAUCUUGAGCCUGAAUCCGCUGUACAGGACGACCCAUUGUAUGAUCCGCUGAUCGAUCCUAUGCCGCCGGCGACCAUGCUCAUUAAUGCUGAGCGGUUUGAUCUUGACGCCGAUCAGAACAAUACAUCAGCUGCCCAUCGUGUGCGUGAGGACCUUGAAGUUGCCGCACGAACGAAACAUGAGGAGGUGGCGGCACCAGCGCCGCUAUUUACCAUUACGUCGCCCAAGCCGACAGUGGCGAGGGCCGGGACCGCCGAUGCUCCCGGACAAAACAUGGCCAUGGAAAAUGGCGCCGACCAUCCUGCGCCCAGCUCACCCACACACUCGUUGGCGCUCACAGAACGGACGCGCCAUGUCUCGCCGGCGAAGGGCAUGGCCGCCACGAAUCCGGCGUUGAAACAAGAGCGUGCUAGAAUGCAUGUGUUCAACUAUAACGCAACGCGUUUAGCUGUUAACGUGUAUAUCCUCUACUGGGGCAUGUUUGCCACAUUGCGGAGACUGUGGCGCUGGGAGAAUCCUUGGGUCACCGCUGGCAUUGCGGCACUGUACCUGGUGAUCUGGUGGCGUGGUGAUCUGCUAGCCGUGUUUUUCCUUGCUGCCUUCCUGUAUGUUGCCACGUUCCGUAUCUGGCAAAUGCCAGCCAUGGGCGGCGAACAGGAGCGUAGCGCGGCCAGCAUGCCAGCCUCAGCCAACACAAGCACACAUGCUGGAGCGUCCUUCAGUCAUCCCAGUGAGUCAUCUGCGCAAGCGAUCACACGUCGCGGUACAGAGGCACUAGGCCUCGUGACGUUGGCCCCGUCGCGCGAAACGCUCCAGCAGGUUGGUGACCAAGUACUAGUUGUUGCACAUGGCCUCGCCGACAUGCAUGAGCGCCUCAAGAACCUGAUGCUUUGGCGCAGUCCUCUCAUUACGCUCCGUUAUUUGGGCUGGCUCCUUCUCUUUGCACUCCUGAGCAUGCAGGCAACGACAUGGAUGCUGAUGCGCCUCCCAGGAGCGUUAGUGUUUGUACUCCUGUUUAUUCUGGCGCCAAUUGUCGAGUAUGGUCACUUGCACCGACUGUUGCAUGUACUCAGUGAAUUAAGCGGAGCGCCUCCGCCCGAUCCGAAAAUGCCACAUGCUGCUACCCGUACCGUGCUGGAUAGUGUUUUGGCCGGUGUGCCUACGGACGAAGAGUACUUGCAUGAAAAGCUCGCACGCACUCACUGGGAGGCCGAGCGUGAGCUUCGGAGGCUUGGCGAAUGGGUCGACUCGAACAGGAUUGUGGAGGAACAAGACGAUGACGUCAGUUUGUCGCGCCGCAAGACCAAGGGCAAAAGCCACCACCAUGUGCCCCGCGUCUCGAAGCAAAUGUGGUCAAAUGUGAAUGCGGACGACCUUCCAACACAAUCAAAGGAGUUCGGUGCACAUACGCGUGGACAUGCGCACGGACCUUCGUCGGAGUAUGACCUGCCGAUCUCGAGCACUAGCCCUGUCGCGCCCUCGACGAUGCGCCGUCACUUGCGAGAUUCGUCCAGGUCCGAUGGUCUUCUGAGUGACGAGCGGAAUCGAUUGCUCGAAGUCGAAAGCAUGUCGGACUAUGGAUCGCAGGCUGGCAUGAUGACGACGAUGGAGGCCGACACUGAGCCUGCGACGACGUGGAAAGAAGGCACCCAAUUUCGCCACCGAGCGACCAAGCCGACCAUCGACGCAGCUGCGGACACGCCGUUCCCUCCUAAUUUGCCACGCAACACACCUCGUGCAAACGGCAUGAAUGGCAACCAGUCAUUGUUGUUUGCGACUCCUGUGACAGACUCGGAUCUGCCCACGCCGCAGGCGCGUAGCAUCAAUGUUGAAAACAGUGCGCUUCGAAACGGCACUAACAGCAUCGAUGCAGACGGCGGGCUUGAUGCUGGCCCAAGUUCGGCGAAUGGGCCUGCUGCAGAGCCCCAGGACCUUGAGCGAGCAUCCCACGCACCAGCGGCAGCUCCGCUACCUACACCGACAAGUACAAAAGCCGCAGUGCCCCCCACUCAAGCAGCCCCCGUUGCGCCCGUCCUGCCGGCGACUGACACCAUACCCACCGGCGAUAUCGCGUCGUUCUCUCAUGCAUCGUCCGCAGGCGUUGGCAGUGUGCCUACUUCGAAUCAUCCCGGCAACACGAGUGGGCCUACACUGCUGCCAUCGCAGAUGAGCAAGACGCACUCCGACUCAUCCCAGAACUCAUCGUUCCCAGUUCUGAAUCGACCCAACACCCCGUUCAUACCGGCUCGAUCAGAGUCGCUGCAGACAUAUGAGAAUGAGCGGCAGCAGCGCCUGAAAAACUGGGCCAUGUCGCCGCCUGUGCCAACUGAGAUAAUGAACUUAGUCAGCUCGCCGACUGUGGCAUCGCGACCAAUAUCGUCGCUCACUCGCGACCUUGACAUGGGUCAUGGCCUGCACUUGGCCGUCUUUCGUAAGCGACUCGGCCACCUGAUCGUGCUGCCGACGCGCGUCGUGUUCCUGCUCUCUUAUACGCCGCACCGACUCCCAGAAACAGCUCAGGGUCUCACGUCAGAUGAAGAAGAUGAGCUGACACACGCAGUCGACGGCCGCCUCUUCUAUCCCAUGAUGUCCCCGACGCUCAUCAAAGACAUGGUUGAGCUAGAAAUGGAUGGCCAAGGCCUGACAGACUUUCAGAUCGCCAGUGUGCCAUUGGCACGUGUCCCGAAACAAAAUGAUAUCUUAUUCGAAGUGCCUGUUUCUCAGAUCACCGGCCUCAAGAAACUGCGCAAGUCCACACCUAUUUUGGAAAACUGCACAGAGGGCUUGGAAAUCGUCUUGAGCGAGAGCGAAAAAGGAUUAAGCCUGCCGGCCGUAAUCGACCGAGAUCUGGCAUUCCAACGCAUCCUUACGCUUGAUCCACAGCGCUGGGCUGCUUAA